CAUAUGGUAGUACUGCCGAUGGGACUCUCCUGGUCUUGGCUUGUCAGUGCUUCAUGAAGUGUUGCGCCGUACCGUGCACGAUUCCUGACCGAGCAUGACCCUGACAAAGUUCGUGAAACCUCGGCACUGAUGCGAUUUGACCGGGGAAGUUUCGUAGAAGACCAUGUGAUUUUAUCCCGCGUAAAACUUCCCCUCGCGAGAGAUGGGUAUAACGUAAAUGAACGAAAACGCGAAGUGUCUUUAAAGUAUGAAGAGAAAGAAGAGACUGCACACUCUUUAUGUUUUCUUCGUAACCGAGUGGAAAAAUCGGUAAAAAAAAAGAAACUUUGUAACAACGCGCGAGAUGAUCGAUUGUCAUUUAACUAGUAAAUUGCAGCAGACUGUGUAUAAAGCAUACAUGGAGACACUAGAUGAGAUGUUCAUGACACUAUCGCAUUGUCUGAAAGAAAACACUUUUACGAAAUCCGUCACUUAUUUCGCUAUAACUUCCGGAAUGAUUUUUUUUUUAAUGCAAUCGAGUCGUAUUCUUCAGAUCCACAUUAUCUUUAUACGUACGAUAAGAGCGAAGAUCGAUGUUUAUCACACCUGAGAAUAAAAAAAUACAAAAAUUUUAACUUUUAUUGAAAUUUGUAAACACAGAUAAGAUAAGAUCUGAUAUUUGUGUUGAGAACAUUUUGUGGGUUUCAGUCGGAAGAGAAGAAAUAAAUAAACAAAUGAUAAUAUAACUUUACACACACAUUUGUUUUUAGUUUGAGUGAAAAGUAACGUGUUGUUUGCUGCUAGUUAAAGAUAACUUCUCUAUUGGAUAUAAAUUUGAAGACUUUCAAGCGGAUUAUAGAAGACAGAAAACCUGAAUAAUGCAGAGAAUAUUAUAAUAAGGACGAAAUAAAGGUAUUCGCGCUCGUCCACUGCAUCUUUAUACGGAGAAGGUCGCCAUGGCAGUCGAUAAUCCGUCGUACUUCUCGCUAUCCGGCGGGGCGUCGUCGUCGUCGUCGUCGACCACAACAAAGACGAUAACGUCCCCGACGUCAGUCAGAGGCCACGGCUUUUCCGCCUUGUUUCGGCGGAAAGCUUGCGGCAAGAUGGGCGCGGCUCCGUCCCAGGGUGGUGUCAUCGUUCCGGAAUCCAUGUCCAGUUUGCAGCACGAGGGUCGCGCGUCGACCCCGACCGAAGAGCGGAUGCCGAUGUUGUCGCGAAACGGCGCGAUUCAUUCCGGCAAGAGGCGAAGCUUCCGGAAUCUCUUCAGGUCCGUGAGCGCGAACACGGAUCACGAGAAAACACAGAAGUUCCUACAGGGCGACCCGAGGCCGUCCGACAUCGCACCACCGUCGCCGUAUUUGCCUCACAGGUCGCACUCGCAUUCCGAGAAGGACCGAUAUCGUCCUGGGCGAGGUAGAAGGGUCCUAAAAUCCGCUAGCGAGCUUUUGUCCAACGACAUGGUCUACUGCGGUUUGACAGGCAACGCCAAAGAUGAUCGUGACGACGAUGACAGCAACGACGACGACGACGAUAAUGAAGUUUUUGAAGGGAAUGAUGCGAGAUACUACAAUGUUUCGUUCAGUCUUCCCACGGCCGGUUCCUCUUGCCGAAGAAGACACUCGAUCGGCACUUAUCUCGGAAAAGAAACAGGCGCGUCCAGUAACGUCGCCGUUUCCGAACGACAAGGAUCCAGAAACUUGGAAGUGGAUGCGGCAGCUCCGGUAUCGGUCGACGAUAUCUGUAGUUCCUCUUGCAACGAAGGCAGACAGGUUUCCGGCAAUAAGGCGAGGCGGAGAAAACACAAGACCUCAUCUAACAAAGGAUCACGUUCGUUAACGACCUUGUCAAAAGAUGAACAGGCAGAAGAUGAUAUUCUCUUCGUUUCCAGCAAAGAGAGCGAAGCUUCGAACUUGUGGGUGAACUACUUAACGGCAUGUUUCGAGCAAAUCAGUCGUCAGCAAGGACGACCUCCGUUCAAAGUAUGUCACGUGACGAUCGAGGAGCCGAUAGGUCCGAAGAUGCAGGACAAGAUCCGAUCGUUUCGUCUUCAAAUUGUCGUUGUAUGUCCGGUAUUACUGGAACACGUACGAGCUAAUUUGGAACAUGCCGUGCAAUUGACUAAACAUCUGAUUGCUGAGAAAGUACUGGCAAUGAUGCUGGGCGUUCACGACAGUCAUAUUAACGACACGCUCAGAUCUAGUCUGGUGUCUUACGACAAGUGGAAGAAGUUUUUUGUGAAGGAUCAGGACGAGACUUUUGUGGGCGAAUUGCUGGGCGCGGCGGUUGCCAUUUUGGGCGCUACGCCACCACCAGCACUUAAAAGCGACAAAGUUGCGUUCUCCGUGCAUCCCAAGAAAGUCAAGCUAGGACAAAACAGAAUAAUCGUUUUGCUGAACGAUCCCUUAACUCCGAAAGAUAAUGUCUCCGUAGUCGUUGAUCGUUGCGGUGACGCGAUCGACAUAAAAAAUGUGAAAAGAAGAAAUCCAUACGCGCUACAAUUCUCGAUACCGGAAAGAUGUCUCGAGGUUUCGAUGUUGGUUGGCAUAAAGAUAUCUAAAAACGGAUGUUCGCUUGGUGUCAGACAAGUAAAGUGCGAGAGUCGGUUAAGAGAACUAGAUCAGAUUCUGAGAGCGCAUGACAAUCCUCUCGAGUUUAUGUGUCAGACUUUUGGCUUCAGUUCAACGGAUCGCGAACAAUUGGACAAUUGGAUGUUUCACGCGUUUCAGAAGAACGUUCCUCCUCACUUUAAUCUUCUAUCUACUCCAAGCGGAAUGGUGCCAGCUCAGAAAAAUUAUUCAAGUCCAGAAGAAUAUCCGACAUUGCUACAUUUUGCCGCGCGGUUUGGUCUGGAGAGACUGGCAUGGCAAUUACUGGAAUGUCCGGGUAGCGAGCUAGCGUGCGACUUGAGGAACGUCUCUGAGUUGACACCUGCAGAGUUUGCUGAACAAGCUGGACACACAAAACUGGCUCAUCAGCUGCGGGGCUACAUGCAAAUGAACGAAUUCACCAACAUGUACAGCUACCUCAAAGUCAUGAGCCAGACGACAAAUCGAUCAUCAGAUUCGACUAACGAUCUCUCGUCAACGGUCGCGAGCGAAACCGGCAACGAGAAAGAGGACUAUUGUCGACCGAGACCUUUGAGCGAAGCUUACUCGGUGCCACCAGCCGCAAGACCGGUAACAUCUUUGAUCUCAACUUUCCAAACGACAAACGCCACGAGCAAUCCUUUAGCCGCGAAUUACUCAAUUGUGCCGACACCUAAGCCAGUAAUGUUGCCGUCCACACCUACAUUUGGAAUCGCUCCGAACGGACUGGAUCUGUCACUUCAGGGAUAUAUGAGAAUGCAUCCCGUCGGUAGCGUAUUCCGUGUGAAAACGCCGACCACGACGAAUCCACCGCCGUCUCGGACGGGAACGCCUACACAAGGCACUCGACAGGAGUGUCAUCAUUCGAAUUCAACGGGAAUGCGAGAGGAUAGCGGUCAGAAAGUCUGUCAGAAUCUUCCGUACAGCAGAACGUCGUCUAACAGCAGCACCAAGUCGAAAGAACCGUCAUCAGGUCCGCAGGACGAGCUUCUCGAGAUCAUAAACGACUUCAAAAACAACGUCUUUACGAUAUCGGAAGUGGAGAGACUCGUCGAGAACUGGCAGAAACGAAACGACGUGCAGCAAAGCUUCAAAGACAAGCAACGGCAACUUAUGGCAAUGAGAGAGGAGUACGACAGAAUACAAAAGAAGAUGAAGGAAGACAUAAAGACUGUGACGCCCUUUGAUAAAAUACGAAAGUUCUUUUCGAAAGGAAAGAAAGAUACGAAAGAGUCCGCUGUUGCCGACUCUUCGGGCAAAUCCGAAAAUAUUAACAGUGGCAUAAGUGACCGUCGGCCUGUUAGCAGUUUAAGUCUUCGUAGUAUAUCCAGCUCGUCCUCAUCUGGAAGAAUGAGCACUGUCAGCGGCUGUAGUGGUGCCAGUUUGGGUGACAGUGGCACUCAUUCAGAUUCUGAAGACAGAAGGAUGCAAAAUGUCAGGGACGAGAAGACUGGCAUAACAUCUUACGAGAUACCACCUGCACCGAAGCCGUUCACAGGACGAUAUUCACCGGCAUCCGGGUAUUCCCCGUCACCGAGUGCCUCCCUCGCACGCGAUCUUGAUCUCCGGCAAAUCACUCAAUCACCGUCCAGGGUCAACGACGAGUAUUACAUCGCGUUUCCACCUUCGAGAUUACCUAUCCAUUUGUUCAAAGCGGAUGGAUCUCUGAGGGAACCGAACACACCGAUCUCACCAUGCGAACCGCCAAGAUUUCUCGACUGCAUUCAGAACGUUACAGUGGAUGUGCAUCAGAAGGAAACACAGGCGACGAAACAAACUGGAGUCGACAACAGUUACGUGAAUAUCGAUCCGUCGACGUCCAAUUUCGCUUCGCUCGUAUCACCGGGCAUGUGUAUCCCCGAUUGCGCGAGUACAGAGCCGACAUCGGCAAAUCGGGAAGAGACCGCGAAGGAGCGCGAGAAUAAUAAUAUCAACGACAUCGCGCGUUCCGAUAUUACGGUGGCGCCGAUGCCAUCGCUCUCGCCACCUGCGGUCGACAAGGUUGAUUCUGCAGGUCAAGAGACCGUCGAGAUGAAAUACGAACGGGAAAACACGACGGCUGAUGUGACCGUCAACGUGAUUACGCAAACUGCAAAGGAGGUCACUGAAAGUGAGACCAGAAUUCCAGAAUACGUAAACCUUGCCAUUGCCACGGAUCGUGAUACUGUCAAGGUUAUCGGAGCCAUACCAAAGAAACCGCCUGCACCUCCCGUUCCGCCGAGAACUACGACCUUACACAUUGAUUGAUUCAAAUAUAACAACAAAUGUGUGAUUGAACUUGAUAUUUUUUAUCUAAAUUAAAUAUACUUUAUAUUUGGUUCUGUGUGUCUUAGAUCUCAGCGGCUUUGUGAUGUUGAUUUUAAGUCGAUGAUCGAGCGUCAGUGUCGAUUUCUAAUUCCACAUUUCCAUUUAUGGAACUCUCUGCUGCAUGUCGUAUCGAUCGCGAUUUCCUUGAGAUCUCAUCGAUAUAAAUUAAAAACUUAUAAAUUAAAAAGUUUUUACUCGUAAAAUUAGGAGGCUGAUUCAAAAUAAUACGUAACAUAUAUACGUAUUUGGUUCCUCUUUGAUAUUUUUGUAUGAGUUUUGAAUCUUGAUUGGCAUUUUCGUCGACAUUAAACAGCUCCUGCUUAAUUAAUAUUUUCGAACGGUGUGAUUACGUCACCCGGAAAUUUUUUCUUCAACCUCCGUAUAGAUGCCAUUCUCUUUUUCAGUAUCUGUACUUUUCUCAUUGUCAUCCUCCGUCAAGUUCAAUUUGUGUGCUCGACAUUCCUACGUCCGAUUUUUCUUGUUUAGUCUCGUCUCCAAAUAUUUUUUCUGUUUUUACUUUCUUUGACUUCCGAAAUAGUCUCUUCGAGCGUCAAAACGCUGACUUUUCUAACGCUUUUUGAUGUUUCAAUAGUAAAUAAAACUCACGAGGUUUAUUAACUUAUUAAUUCGAUCUCGUAAUACAACGUUAAUAUAAAUAUGCAAUUCAUUCGAGAGUAGUCUUUAUAUUUAGCAAUCUUCAGCAAUCUUGGAAAAUCCCUAGCGGUUUUUUCCUCUCUUCACGCCGAUAUAAAUUAAACAAACGCCAAUCGUUCAAUCAUGCGAUCAAAAAUGCAAAUUUUCGUGUUUCAAUUUAUAUAUAGAUUAUAUAAUGUGCGCACACACAUAAAUCUUUUUC
Pseudomyrmex gracilis is the source of this 5727-nucleotide messenger RNA. RefSeq names its product phosphoinositide 3-kinase adapter protein 1 (gene stumps). Gene Ontology annotation, cellular component: cytosol. The coding region runs from base 936 to 4811 and encodes 1291 amino acids. The transcript is spliced from 17 exons. NCBI's taxonomy places the organism in Eukaryota, Metazoa, Arthropoda, Insecta, Hymenoptera, Formicidae. The record is from RefSeq and is a predicted model, not a curated record. Gene Ontology annotation, molecular function: transmembrane receptor protein tyrosine kinase adaptor activity; fibroblast growth factor receptor binding.